This is a messenger RNA of Heterostelium album PN500, 954 nucleotides long. RefSeq lists its product as uncharacterized. The transcript is spliced from 3 exons. Bases 1 to 954 code for a protein of 317 amino acids. Lineage: Eukaryota; Evosea; Eumycetozoa; Acytosteliales; Acytosteliaceae. The record is from RefSeq and is a predicted model, not a curated record.
AUGGAAUUAUUAGAAACAUUAAAAGCAUCAUCUCCAGUUUUUCCAAACGAUCUUUCAAGAAUUAUUUUUGUUAAAAAGGAAGAUUCUAUUGAAAAAGGUUUUAAAGUUUUAAUUGAUAAUAAUAUAUUGGCAGCACCUGUAUAUGAUGAGAAGGAAAAGAGAUAUGUUUCAUUCUUUAGCAUGGUGGAUCUCAUUUAUGAGAUCUUGGACAUUGUAGAAAGAGAAAGUCUUCCAAAAGGUGACAUCUCUUCUGUGAUGACAAUGCUAAACGAUAAGAAUCUCUUUUGCAAACAAAGAAUCACCGAUAUUGCCAAUAUUUCAAAGAGAGAGCCUUUUAUCAUUGUAAACGCUGAGAAACGAUUGGAUGAAGUCGCAAGAUUAAUGUCAAAGAACAAAAUUCACAGAGUCGCUGUACUUGAUUCAAGAGGUGAAUUAUGUAAUGUUAUUUCAUUGUCAAGAAUAAUUGAAUGUGCAUCACAAUUAUUUGGAAUUGAUAAUCAAUUAACAAAGAUUGGUGAAAAGACUAUAAGUGAGUUGAAUCUCGGAAGAAAUGAAGUAAUUACCAUUAGUUCCGAUAAGAGAGCGCUGGAUGCCUUCAAAACCAUUGCAGAGCUUGGUAUCAGUGGCAUCGGUGUGUUGGAUAGUGGUGGACAUCUCUGUGGUGUAAUCAGUGACCAUGAUCUCAAUGUGAUCAAAUCGCAUUGCCAAUAUCUCAGUCUACUCUACUUGCCUAUCUGCGAGUACUUGGAUGCCAUGAAGAAGCUUACCAAUUCACCAAAGCACGUUAUCACAUGCACCUACAAUGAAACCUUCAAAGAGGUCACCCAAAGAAUCGCUGAGAACAAGAUUCACAGAAUUUUCAUUGUAAAUGAAGAAAAUAAGUUAAAAGGUGUUAUUUCAUUGUUGGACAUACUCGAACAAAUAGUAUGGGCACAGAAACUUCAUGAAAACUAA